This is a messenger RNA of Numida meleagris (helmeted guineafowl), 849 nucleotides long. Its product is annotated as transmembrane protein 136-like. The transcript is spliced from 3 exons. The coding region runs from base 80 to 814 and encodes 244 amino acids. Gene Ontology annotation, cellular component: membrane. Lineage: Eukaryota; Metazoa; Chordata; Aves; Galliformes; Numididae. The record is from RefSeq and is a predicted model, not a curated record.
GGAGCGCUCCGCACCGCCUCUCCGGGCUGAGCCGCUCCCGCAGAGCCGCGAGGGAGGGAGGGCAGCGCCGGGCGGCAGGAUGCUCCCCGUCGCCCUCGAGGUGCUCGGCAGCCUCCUGGCCUGGCUGUGCCUCUACGCCGCCUUCUGCCGCUGGAACGGGCACCGCUCCCCCGAGUGGAACUGCCGCCUGGUCACCCUGCUGCACGGGGCCACCGCCGCCUGCCUGUCCGGGUACAUCGCCCUCUGGGACGGCCCCUGGCCUCUGAGCCACGCAGGUUCACCAAACACCGCUCUCCAGGUCCACGUGCUGUCCCUGACGCUGGGUUACUUCAUCUUCGACCUGCUCUGGUGCCUGUACUUCCAGACGGAGGGGGACCUGAUGCUGCUCCAUCACACGCUGAGCAUCUGCGGCAUGGUCCUGGUGCUGGGGCUGGGCAAAUCUGCUACCGAGGUGAACGCGGUGGUGUUUGUCAGCGAGAUCACCAACCCGCUGCUGCAGACCCGCUGGUUCCUGCGGGAGCUGGGCCGCUACCACACCUUCCUGGGAGAGGUGGUGGAUUUCUGCUUCGUGCUCCUCUUCCUGGUGCUGCGCAUCGGCGGAGGAGCUCUGAUCAUGUACGCCAUGGUGACGGCCCCGGAUCCCAACUGGAUCCUCAAAGCAGGGGGCCUGGCCAUGUACAUCGUGUCCUUGGGGUUCAUGGUUGAGAUCUGCCGCUUCGUUCGGAGGAAGAUGUUGAAAAAAUACCACGCCUGGACGCACCUGAGGGGUGUGAAUGCACCUGUCAAAAUGAAUGGGCACUUGGCAGCUCACUGACAGUGGUUGUGGAUGGGGCCCCGGCUGCUGGAACC